Hydra vulgaris (swiftwater hydra) is the source of this 2187-nucleotide messenger RNA. RefSeq names its product protein phosphatase 1 regulatory subunit 12A. NCBI's taxonomy places the organism in Eukaryota, Metazoa, Cnidaria, Hydrozoa, Anthoathecata, Hydridae. Gene Ontology annotation, molecular function: enzyme inhibitor activity; phosphatase regulator activity; protein binding. Gene Ontology annotation, cellular component: cytoplasm. The record is from RefSeq and is a predicted model, not a curated record.
GUAAUGUGUGUUUAAUGAUGUCAUUGGCUUUAAUUCAAUGAAAUCACUAAGGUAUGUCACAAAUCAUUUGAUUGAAGAUUAAAGUUGUUCGAAUAUUGUUGUUGUUUAGUGUUGUUGCAAAAAACUUUAAAAGUUUAGAGAAAACUUGUUUGCACUAAAAUAACUUCUUUAAACUAACUCAAAAUAAACGAAGUUUGUAAAUAAACCAAGCAAAUAACGAAACAAAACAAAAACGUUUAUUUACUUUGUUUCGAAGGGUAACUACCAAUGCACAAACUGUAAAACACAAGAACAGAUUAAAAAAAUAUUUUAACUUGCGUUUGAUCUACAUCAACUCUUGAAUUAUAAAAUGAAUUAAUUUAGUUGUUAUUUUUUUCUGAGUAAUCAUGUUUAAGUUUGUGAUGACAAAAAAUAGUUAUGAACUUUUUUAUCGCGCUGUAACUAAUAACGAUAUUUCACGGACCAAAUUAAUAUUGGAUGAAGCAUUAAAAGAUCCGCGAUUCAAUAUAGACGAAAUAAAUGAUGAUGGUUUAACAGCUCUUCAGUCCAGUUGCUUUGCUGGAAACUUAGACAUAGUAAAAAUGUUGGUCUCAAAACAAGCCAAUUGGAAAAUACAAGAUCGCGAAGGUAAUACUUUAUUGCAUGCUGCAGCAAUGAUGGGUCGUGUUGAGGUUGUCAAGUAUUUGCUAAGUUUAGGUAUUAAACCUGUUGUAAAAGCAGACAAUGGUCUUAUGCCUAUUGAUACUACUGACAAUAUAUCAGUUAUUGUUGUUUUGCUUAGAGCAAUGCUUGAUCAGGGAUACCUUUAUGAGAUGCAGGACUACAUGUUAGAUCAUCCAAUGUUAAAAAGAAAAAUAUUUCAAGAACUUGAAGUUGUUAAAUGUAAAGAGAAUGAAAAAAAAGAAAUUCUUAAAGAUCUCCCAUAUACUUCUCAUACCGUCAAACGUAGUCUUACUCAUAUCGAAAAAGCACAAGGAAAUGCCGAAAACACCCAAAGAAUGAAUAGGUCUUUAAAUACAUUUACUUCAUAUACCGAAUCAUCAAACAGCAUAAAUUUGAUUGAGCAAACGCAUUAUUCAAAACUCCAUGCUAAUCUUUUAGAAUCUCAUUUAAGUCGACAAAACAGUCUUAACAGCCUAAGCAGUAAAAGCUCUCGAUCUUCACAUAAUUCGGUAGGAGGUAUUUUAAAAAACACUGAUAACAAUAUGGAUACACAUUCAUUUACGCAGCAAUAUUUAGAAAGUAGAUUUCCGCCUGCUUCAAAAAGUGUCUCUUUUGAGCCAGAUUUGAUUACAUCUAAAGAUUUAUCUAAGUCGCGAUGUUUAUCAACCUCAUUUGAAAACUUAAAUGAAUUUAGAGAAACUGAAGAAAUCGUUGAUGAAUCAAUUUACGAAAACGUUUUACGGAAACCUCUUGCAUUACCUCCAAUAUUGGAAAGCUGCCUAAAUAAACAAGUUGAUGAUAGUCCCCCGCCUCCUCUUCCACCUCGAGAACCUACAAUCUUUGAGCCACCAUCUUCAGAUAUUUACUCUAAAAGAAAUAAGUAUUUUGACGAAAUUUCUCAAUAUCACGAUAAGCAAUUUGGUUCGGAAACUGACAGCGGAAUCGACAUUAACGAAACGCAAGGUCGUUUAUUUGCUUUAUCUUUAGAGGACAAAAUUCUAUCGCGGUCAUCUGAGUCACUUGAUAAUAUUUCAGAACGCCGUGAAACAUUUUCUCAACCAAUAGGGCUAUUUUAUUCACGAGAUAAGCAAACCACUAUUGUAAAGCAACAAGUGAGCUCCGACGAUAAUUUACCGUGUGGUUUUUUUAUCAGAACACACUUAAAAACCAACCCAAAGCAUAUGAGUUGGAAUGGAAGGUCUUUGCAAAAAGAAUUAGAUGAACUUCAACCUUGGUAUAAUAGCUAUGUGAAAGAUCGCCAUGGUUGUUCUACUGAUACAAAUUUUUCUACUAAAUACGUAAAUGAGAGUAACAAAAAUGAUUUUAACAAUAAGAAUGCAAAAAUAGACAAAGAAGCAAACAACUAUAGUAUCAAAGAAAGAGUUCGAGCAAUGAGCACAGGAAACAUAUAUAACAGUAAUGAUGUCUUUUUAUAUAAUAUUGAUCACCAUCCAGACAUUAUGUUAUAAGAUAUAACUAGCCUAUGCGCAUGAAUUUUGUCAUAUAUUAUAUGUUUUUUAUUGA